Molecule: messenger RNA, 6762 nt
Organism: Haliotis rufescens (red abalone)
Lineage: Eukaryota; Metazoa; Mollusca; Gastropoda; Lepetellida; Haliotidae
Exons: 6
Coding region: 280-1749 (489 amino acids)
Source: RefSeq, a predicted model, not a curated record
ACACACGUGACUUCAUUCAUGUUACAACUUCGUUGAAAGGGGAGUGAGUUGCAUGUGUAAGGACGUCAUUUUGUUUCCGUAUGUACGGUGUUCAAAGUGUCAACAAGACAAGGAAGGAACUCUGUUAUCUGAUGCGCAGCAUUAGUACCAUUCUCAAAGCAAUGAACUGGAGAACAUUGGAUGGGAAUUUAUGUAACCAGGCGUAGCAGAACUUGGUAUUAGUUGCUCACGCUACAGUGACAGUGACAGUGUGGAUAUUCAAGGUCUACUGUCUCAAAGAUGAGUGUUUGGAUGUUUGCCGGUGCGAUGACGGUGGUGGUAGUGCUAUGGACAGGGCCGGGCCUUGGUCUUAUUACACCCGCCGCAAUUCACACAAGCCCGCACUCCAACGUGACACCGGUCACAGUAGCCCCAGCCGAGAGAAUCAACUACACCUUGGUACUGACCAAUGAUGGCCCGGUCGUACUAGAUGCACAGCUGACCUUCACUGCCAGUCUUCUAGAUCACCAAGGGAAGAUCGCCCAAUCAAAACUGUUCCGCUACGACUGGAACAACAAUGCUGAUAAGAACUUCCACUCAACGAAAGGGGACUUUGUCGCGUCCUACAAUCGUCAAUUCCGCAGCGAUAGCACAAAGUCAGGACGAUGGGUUAUGACAGUGGCUGUGUAUGGUGGGAAGGAAUAUUCUGACAUGAUUAAUUUUGGCAGUAUGGAGUUUGCUCUGACAGAGUAUUUAAAUGGGAGGGUGCACGUAAACCAAACCUUGGAGUAUCAGAGACAGAGGGACACAUUUUCAACUGGAAAAGUGAUUCGACUUUACGCCAACCUCACAGACAAGUUUCCUGAUCGACCGGGUUACGAAUACUUCUGGUUCAAGGACAAUCAUUUCCUUAGGGCUACAGAAGAUCCUCAUUGUGAUUUGAAUGUUGCCAAAGAGGAGAAUUUCACGAUACACGCACAGGUUCAUGCAUUGUUUGAUCCUUUUCCUCCCCUUAUUUCUCGGGGGGAGAGAAACUUGAGGCCAUUGAACGCUGAGCCUUGUAGUGAAGGGACAUUUAGAACAGUCCACUCUCCAUUGUCAAGUAAGAAACCAAGACGAUAUUUUGAUAUCUCUGAGAAGUGUGGAAUUCUAUCACAGCGAGUUUCUGUUAAAGAGCCUCUGAAGACAAUUGAUGUCGAUGGUGACUUGAGUGCUGGAAUUGGACAGUACAUAUCGGUGAACAUAACGUGUAACGGAAGCUACCCUACCUCGGUGUGCUGGAAUGUGACGGCCCUCAACACCAGUGAGCCGUCUUCACCCACGUGUCCACCAGCAGAGUUCCUGAGUACCUGCAACCACCAGGUCAGCAUCAAACUGACUAACCUGGGAUGGAGCACUGUCCAGUUCACCGUCUACAACGAUGUCAGCUACAUGUCAUCCUCCUUCAACGUCUAUGCAUUCAAUCAAGAUUCUGUGAAUGUGCCUGCCCUCACCAUACCGAUUGUAUUCUGCACAAUUGGAAUUGUCAUCGUCAUAGUUGGCACAAUAUAUCUCAACAAGUUACGAAAAAAGCCAACCAUUGAAGUAGCCGAUUUUGAUUUCCAUCCAUCAAUGUCUACAGAAGGGGCCGGAAACUAUCUGUCUCGACUUGCCAACAAGAUGAAGCUGAUAUGGUUCAGGAACAAAUAUUCCAAGAAACACACCAAUCCAGAUUUCCAGGAAACAACAGCUAAACAGUAUGGUGCCACAGACGAUUAUGAGAGCUUAUAGAGUAUUUAUGCUAUGUCAGGAUAUGCAGCGUCACACAAAGAGUUCCUGCAAAAUUGUAAACAAGGGACUCUUGUAUCAUCAGCGUACCAGUGAUUCUUCCGUAGUGGAAGGAAACUAUGGUACUGAUCUGAAAGAGCAGUUUCAAUAUUUGCAAGAUCAAUAAAGCAAACAUAAAGACAUGAAACAUUUUGUGGAUGACAAUUUCUUUAUUGUUUGUCACAACAUUUCAGGGCUACUUCUUGCUGAUUAUGAGCUGAAAUGAAGUCUUCAUGAUGGACCCACUCCUAAAUGAUAAUCAAAGAUUUGAUGAAACGACAUUUUAGAAUUGGUGCUGUAGGUGAUCUUCAACAAUCCUUGGUUGUAUUGCAGGACCAGGCAAGAAGCCUGCUGUGCUGCUCUGAAAGUGCACUCCAAUGUUACAGAUGAAUGUAACAAAAACAUUGUUGCCUUGUGUCAUCACUGUUGCUGUUCUAGGAACCACGUCCUUAUGUAAAUAUGGAACAUACUCAUUGCAGUUAACUUUAUUAUCUCAUUUGUAUAUACUUUUGGCAUUGACAAAGGGUGAUUUGGUGGAUGAUAUCCAGUUGCUCUUCCAGUUGCUGCAAGUGCUUGACUGUCUGUGAUAUGACAUUGCAAUCUACCUGUCGGCCAGGGUCAGACGAUGCGUGGAAAUAUUUUUCUGUCUUUGAUGUGACAUUGCAAUCUACCUGUCGGCCAGGGUCAGACGAUGCGUGGAAGAUAUUUUUCUGUCUUUGAUGUGACAUUGCAAUCUACCUGUCGGCCAGGUUCAGACGAUGCGUGGAAGAUAUUUUUCUGUCUUUGAUGUGACAUUGCAAUCUACCUAUCGGCCAGGGUCAGACGAUGGGUGGAAGAUAUGUUUUCAUGGUCGUCGAUUUCUGUGAUGCCAAAAUAAGACAAAUGUUAUAAAUGUUGUAACCAUGGUAACACUAGGAUGAUUGUUGAUUGUGUAUUCCAUUUCCCCAUGCUCCAAAUAACCCGGUUUUAGCAGGGCCUCAGUUUCUCUCUUGCCCACCCACCUAUAGAAUGUAUUCAACGAUCUAUGCUAGACUCUGUUACACACUAACAUACUUUUUAACAAACAAAAAAAUCAGAGAUUCUCUGAUGUGAUUUUAAUUGUCCAAACUAUUGUCAUCAAUUAACCUGAUUUGAUAAAUCAUCAACCUUGCAACCUCUUUAUAUGCUACUAACUUUGCUAUGACAGUGAUUCGUAGUUGUAUGGAUGUCAUGGUGCAUGAAGAAAUUGUUAGACAACUCUUGGUACAAAAGUUAGAUAAUUCCUACUUAUUUUGAAACUGAAACAAUUUCUCAUGUUAGAUUUCACAUUUUUAUUUGUGUUGUUUGUUAUCAUUUGUCAAUAUCAUUUUACAAGUAUACUUUGUUGAAUAUCUUUUUAGCUUUAUGAUGUUAAUGUUCAAAUUGGAUGGGGCACUGAUGUUUUCAUACCAAGGUCCAUUGAACAAUGUACCCCCUGUAGCAGAAUAUGGUGUUUGUUGAAUGGAUAUUGUGAUCUUCAUAAAAGAGCACACCUGUUAAUACCAACAGAAAGGCAGCGGUUAUAUUCAGUAUAUAAAUCUAUUUAGGUCAGCAAGAGAGAGCUCUAUUCAAUUCAGUAUUCAUAAAUUCAGUUACUCAAUAUACUAUUUCCAUUUUUAUGUUUUGGCAUGGACCAACCAUAGUUUCCUGGAAACACUGUGGACAUAAAAGAAGAAAAAUCUUUAUUCAUAAGCUCAAUUACUAAAACAUAUCAGAUUGUUUUUUGUAGUGCACCCAUUUUCAAUAAUAUAUCAUACCUUUUUUGUGGACUUCUUGUAUGUGAAAACUUUUGUCGUUGAAGGAUAGGUCAAGAAAUGUUUGCUGUUGGUUUGAUAAGACCUAACAAAGCAGGUUGGUAUUUGUGUUUUAUCGUCUCAAAAGUUUUGUUAUGUUAGCUCUUAAUGCAUAAUGGUUUGUGCCUACCACACAUGUGACAUACCACAUUUUAAAAUGUGGUCACAUAUCUGAUGUAAAUAGACCAAUGUUAAUUUAUGUUUUUUAUUUGUCUCAUUUUUAAAUAUCCAGGGUACACUUUAUGUGUGUGCAGUACCAUGCACAGCAGUGUGGCCCACAACCCCUAAUGUUGAUACUCAGGACCAAUUGUGUUUUACAUGUGUCACUAGCUGGGUGAACACGAUUUUACUAUCUAUCACAUGAAACACUAUUAAAUGAUGAUUUCUGUACAUUCUCGCUGGUCAUCAUGUACAUUUUCUUUUCACAUGAUGACUAGUUAAUCAGACGGCUAGAUUCUAUUAUGAGUAAUAAUGAAACCCUUUUUAUGGAUCAGCCAACCCUAUUUUCAUCCAUAAAUAAAAAAAAAAAUAUCACACUUAUAUGUUUCUGCCCUCAAGCACACAAAAUAUUUAGAUUCAGAAAGUCGUUAAUUCUGAUAGUGUGUACAAUUUGAUAUGCAUAUUUUUUCUAAAUACAUCUGUCAUAGCUGAUCCCAUGCUUAAUCUAGGUUUAUGUCCUUUGUCCUUCAUACAGAAACGAUGCAUGUCAUCGUAUCUCUGUUGCAUGGAUCGAUGCUCAUGAUGUCAAUCACAGGAUUGUAUGGUCCAGACUCGAUUAUUUCCAGACGCCGUCAUAUAGCUGGAAUAUUGCUGAGUGCAGCGUUAAACAACAAACAAACAAAAAAACAAAUAAUACAGAAACGUUUAUGAAGUAAACUCCCUUAGUCUUUGUUCACUCCCAUAGAAAUUCAAUGGUACCUUGGCUGAAGCUGAUAUCAAGGUAGCAGAAAACAUUCUGUGAUCCAGCUACGGUAAUAAAAAUUAAUAAUGUCCUUACAAGUAAUAAACUUGUAACACGAUCCCACAGACAAAUCUGUAUGGGAAGAAUACUGCCGAAGGCUACAUUUUAUGUUGGUGAUCUAUAAAGCUUUAUAAAUCUGAACGAAUCACACAUGUAUGCUAGUCCUUGUGUGACAUGCAUGAUGUAUUGAUUUACAUGGAAGUGAAGACCAAAUACCAUAUAUUGUACAUGUGAUUGGAUACAGAUUGUAACAUAUCAACUGUGUAACAAGAUACACUUUUCCUUGGUUGAUGAUUAUGAUGAACAAUUAUCUAGGCACUAGCCAAGCCCAGCCAGUCCACAAUUUCAUGUUAUGCAACUACUCCACUCUGGCCUUUGAGGGGUGCAAGGAUCUGUUGGUUGUGGGUUCAAUCCCAGACCUGCCCUUAUUAUGAUCCUGUCUCUACUCUCCAGGGGUUUCUUCAAGGGGUAGUGUUAUGACCAGGGCUCGUUCCACAAAGCGAUUGUAACACUAUGACUGUCUUAAGUGUAUAUUAAAGUAUGGGAGUUACGAUUGUCUUCGUGCUACAAUCGCUUUGUGGAACGAGGCCCUGCACCUCUUUGGACUUCCCUCCUAUAUUUAGCUGGCCUAUUGCCCGAUAUUAAGUGUAAAAAUUUCGAAAAAUUAUUUCAUGGUAGGUGUCGCUAUUAAAUUAGCAGGCUUUUACAAAAUAAGCAGUGGAUUCACGAUAGACUAUACCCCCUUCAUUAAGAGUACAUAAUAAUAAUACUGCCUGAAUAUGUCUACAUGCAAUGAAUGAGUUGGUUGAACAUCACCACAUGAUAGCUUUGAGGGAAUUGUUUCACUAUGGUCUCAAUUAUGCUUUGUACAAUUCAUCUGACAAAAUUAUUAUUUUUUAAACAUUUAUAUGUUAUAAACGCUAUAUAAAGGCUGUAGUUAUGAAACAGUUAUUGUGCAUGUAUUGGAAAAUUACAUCUCAGAAGAUUUCUACUGAACAAGAGGAGCAUACACUUAACAUUAUUGUUAUGAUAUUUCAUUACAUCUUGAGUUGUCUCUGGACUUUUGCCAUUUCAGAUUCAGAUUGUUGUAUGUAUCUACAAUAGUUAUAUAUCUGCAAUAUAUACAACAAUCUGAAUCUGAAUCUGAAUCCUCCACAGACAAUUUGUAAAAUUCCUGAAAUUUACAGGCAAUUUACAGAAUCUCUUGGAAAUUUGGAGUACAUGUGACUGUGCCAGCAGAACUUUUCUUGGCAAUUAUAAUGUAAUUUUAAAAAGGAUAACAUAAAACAACUGCAAGAAAUAAUUAUCUGUGUUUUAAAAAGAAGCCAGUGUAGAAAUUAAUUACCUCAUAAGUGACAGGAGAUAUGGAGUUAUGACUGUUCGAAUGAUUUUAAGACUGCUUCAAAGUCAUUAAACUGAUUAAGUGACCUUUAAAAAUAUUGGCAUUUGUGAAGUUAAUUCACAGAAAGGUAUAUACCAUGAUAUAGAUAAUUAGUGCCCCUCCCAAAAAUAUACCCUUGCACACCCACACCUAUUGUCAGAGUUGUUUCAGUUGUACUACCUGACUUUUGAAUUAAUAAUAAUCUGAAUCCAAAGUAAUUAAUCCCAUUGGUUUGUUGUGGUUCAUUGAUAUGAUCAGCCAAUCUGUCAAAUGUACCAACUUUGUUUGAAGUUUGUAAAAUGUCUGAAGUGUUAAGGAAUAACUGCCCGAGUGAAUUAAGCAUUAUUAUCAUUUGUUUUCUGUAUGUGCUGUUACUUGUACCAGAGCUUAUUAUUUCUAUUAUGAUUGUGAUUUAUGAGUUAGCUGUUGAUGUUGGAUGACAAAAUUGACAUCUUCCCGAGGCAAGGGAGUUAACUGUCUGUAAAAGUUAAAAGACUGUAAAAGUCCAGUUUCUACCCUUGCCGAACUAGGCUGGACUUACAGUGGUGUGUUUUAACUGGACUAGUGCGUCUAUGCACAGUCUAAUUCAAAUCGUGUAAAGAACAUUCAGUUCAUAAACAACAUGGCGACUGCCGUGCAAAUUUUGGUCGAUUGCAGGAUUUGCAGAGCAUGUAUACCGCCAACUGGGUGUUGGAAGAAUCUUUUCAUGUUUUUGAUCAAGAUGCUCAAGUGAUUUGAUGCAUUUUGUAAGGUUAAAGGCCUGUUUUAUUACAAUUAAGAUUUUGAUUAUUGACUAGAUCGUCUUGACUGGGCACCGCAACUUU